Molecule: messenger RNA, 2342 nt
Organism: Cephus cinctus (wheat stem sawfly)
Lineage: Eukaryota; Metazoa; Arthropoda; Insecta; Hymenoptera; Cephidae
Gene: LPCAT
Product: lysophosphatidylcholine acyltransferase
Exons: 11
Coding region: 223-1737 (504 amino acids)
Molecular function (GO): calcium ion binding
Source: RefSeq, a predicted model, not a curated record
CUGACAGCUGUCAGAAAAGAGUUUGCACGUUAUUAUCAAGCAAUAUGUGUCUGCUUCUACGAGCCAUAUAUUAAUGAUAUAAUACUGGCUACAUUUCAAAAGCUUAAGUGACUUCUACUUCGAGAAAGAAACCGCAUCUGGGUGUUAGGACUUGACGUGAGAGUAAAGUGUCAAGUGCCAGUGGUUUAGUAUUUGUGUGGCUUACGAAGAAGUCUCAAGAGAAUGCAGGAAAUGAACGGCAGAAUGCAUCAUGAGGAGGUAACGGGAACUUCCGUGGGAGAUAACACAUCUCUUACUGCAGAUAUUCUCAACCCCUUCAUACACCGGCUCGAGCUUGACACGACCUACGACAAGCUCAAGACUGCAUUCCUCACUGUGGCUUUACUACCAUUGAGAUUGGCAGCCAUUACCGCACUGGUGAUUAUGGCUUGGCUUCUAGCUUGUCUAGGUCUUCAUGGUCUCUCUGAAGAAGAUCUACGUCGAGCUCCACUCACUGGUUGGCGUCGAGACAUGAGGGUGCUGGUGUGCUGGGUGAUGAGGGCCUUGUUCAUCUGCGGAGGAUUCCACCACCUGAAGGUGAAAGGCGAACGGGCACCGCCGAAGGACGCUCCGGUUUUGGCACUGGCGCCCCAUUCCAGUUUCUUCGAUGCUCUACCCGUCGUCUACCUCGGUGGACCCAGCAUCGUCGCCAAAGCGGAAACUGGGAGCAUUCCAUUUUUUGGAAAACUCAUCAACUAUACACAACCAGUUUACGUAUGGAGAGAGGAUCCUAAUUCCAGGCAAAAUACUAUAAAAGAGAUCAUUGAAAGAGCCACUUCCAAGGAAGAUUGGCCACAGGUGAUGAUAUUCCCUGAGGGAACCUGUACCAAUCGUUCAUGUUUAAUUACAUUUAAAUCUGGAGCAUUCUACCCGGGAGUUCCAGUUCAGCCUGUUUGUAUUAGGUAUCCUAAUAAGCUGGAUACUGUCACAUGGACUUGGGAAGGUCCUGGAGCAUUGAAAUUACUUUGGCUCACCUUAACACAAUUGAACAGUAGCUGUGAGAUUGAGUUCCUACCAGUGUACAAACCCAGCGAAGCUGAGAAAAUUGAUCCUAAGCUUUACGCUAAUAAUGUUCGUCGUCUGAUGGCAGAGGCGCUAAAAAUUCCUGUCUCAGACUACACUUACGAUGACUGUAGAAUCAUCAGCAAGGCUCAUCAGCUUAAUCUGUCACAUGCUUCAGCCAUCAUAGAAGCACAUAAGCUUCGUUAUAAACUUGGAUUACUGAAAGCAAAGACUGAGGAGUGUCUGGUUCAGACAAAAACAGAAAGAUUUGGUGAGAAUGUCGAUCUCCAGGAAUUUACCAAAAUACUUAGACUAGAUCCUGAGGAACCAUCGACACAGCAUCUCUUUCGGAUUCACGACAGAGAUUCACGUGGAAAAGUAGACCUGGAGGAAUAUAUUUUCACAGUAUUGGUCAUAGCUGACGCGAACACAGUCCCUGACAUGAUAGAUAUAGCCUUUCAGGUAUGCAGUUCAAAUGGAACGAGAUCACUGACCAAUAGGGAAUUAAGAAAAGCAUUGAGACUGUCCCUUCACUUUCAACCAGAAGAGUCGGACAGGAUCUUCUCACAAGCACAGACAGAUAACUCUGCCGAGACAGUAUAUUUAGAUGAUAUUUUGGCGAUUUUAAGUUCUCAUCCAGAGUUUGCCCAUUGGUUUAAUGGUUGCACCGAUACCAAGAGGAAGAAGUCCAUUUGAGAGUGUCUAUUGACAGCCACAGUAACUCCUUACAAUUUUACAGGCCAACGAAGCAACUCCAACUCUUUACUAAUUGGAACACAAUUGAGUCCUGCGUAGAUUAUUGCCAAGCAUGGUAGGAGUAAUUACAGCAAAUAAUAUCAUUCCCUGUAAUGAGAAUCUGUAUAGCUGAAGUUACACUAAUUUGUAACCAAAUUAUUUGCUGCUCUAAUCUUCCCUUUGGAGAGAGCCUAACCUCUCAGAUAAUAAGAAAUGUAAAUAGUAGAGAAAAUGUAUUCUACGAGUACUUAUACAAGUAUGCAAAUGCAGUUUGUCUUGUGUCCUCUCGCGUGUCCUAAAAAAAUUUAUUUCAAGAGUGCAAAGGAAAGAAAAUCCUCCUCAAGAAUGUGUAUGAGUAUUCCAUUAAUAUUUACUACAUGAUGAUAACAUUUACUAAGAAGACCAGAGCCUUCGGAACGAAUGCAUACGUUUUAAGAAUAAAUAUGUUAUAAAAUUUAUUCAUUGCCAAGUAACAAUACAUCUGUAGUAAAAUUAGAUUACGUGCGGGUAUGCGACUGUGUAUAUAUGUAUGCGACGAGUAAAGAAAUAUAUGUAUAUAUAUACUA